UUUUCAAUGGAGAAUUAUUCAUCUCUUAGUUGUGAAAUACAAAUCAUAAGAGCAAGAAACGUAUCGUUAGGAGGGAAUUUGUUUGUUAGAUGCUAUCUUUCUUCGGGAGAGGAUCAAAGAGUUCAAAUAAACAGCCAAGAAAUCACAUCAAAAUCUGCUGAUCACUUGUUUUGGGAGGAGUCUUUCUCAUUGGAUUGCUCCGGAACUCAAGAUUCCAUUAAUCGUCUCAAGCAAGGAAGUGUCGUUUUCGAACUUCACUCAAGAAAAAAUACUAUUCUUCCAAUUUUAGGUGGUUCAAAAAUGUUGGGAAGGGCUGAAAUUCCAUGGAGAAGUGUUUUUGAGUCAAAAAACAUGGAGAUUGUGGAGUGGGCAAUUAUGGAUAAAGAAAAUGUGAAGCCUAUGGCAGUGCAAAUAGCAAUGAAGGUUAAAAGUAUAAAAGAGACAAUAAAAGUGAAGAAAAAUAUUGAUUCAAAGUUGAGAAGAUCAUCAUCAUCAUGUGCUUGCAUGGACUAUUGUGGGUGUAAUAGUAGUAAUGUUUUUAGUGUUGAUGAUUAUGAAGUCUUUGCACUUGGAGCUGCUCUUAGUGCCUUGUAAGAGUAAAUUACAAAUUAAAAGUGGUGCAAAUUAAGGAGUAGUUUAUAUAGGAUUAAGUUUUUUUCUGUGACUUAAUUGGUUAAUACUUAAGCUAAUGUUUAUAUUGUUAUUUGAAGACCAUCAGGGUUAUGUACACUAUCUUCCUCUCAAAUGAAUGAUAACUCAGAAAAUAAAAACAAAAAUUCAGGAUAUGGAAGUGGUUUUUCAUGUGAAAAAAAUGUCACUCUUUUGUA
Solanum verrucosum is the source of this 827-nucleotide messenger RNA. RefSeq lists its product as uncharacterized. The transcript has a single exon. The record is from RefSeq and is a predicted model, not a curated record. NCBI's taxonomy places the organism in Eukaryota, Viridiplantae, Streptophyta, Magnoliopsida, Solanales, Solanaceae. Bases 7 to 594 code for a protein of 195 amino acids.